AUGUCUUCGAAUUCCACGGUAACGGUGAAGGCGCUAGACUUCGGAGAUGGCAAUGAAUUUGUCCCUUUAAUCAUCAUUGGCGGAGUUGCGGUUGGAACCAUGAUAGUGCACGUUAUUUUGUUUUUGAUAUUGAAGAGUAUAGUAAGCAAAUCCGAAUCACAAUUUGAUCGUGAGGUUGUUUCAAGAUGUGCCAAACCAACCUUUUUCAUGUUCCCCACGGUUGCAAUUCUGAUCUGUCUAGCUCUCGUGACUAAUGUCGACGAAUCGAUUCUCGAUCCUAUCCGACACACCUUGAUCAUACUCCUUUUACUUCUCUCCGCAUGGACUGCAAUUAACUUUGUCAAAGCGUUAACCACCACUAUUUCAAAUAAUAAUGAUUUCAUGAAUUCAACAAAGAAUCCUAAUGCGAAAAAACUUCAUACGCAAUUGGUGAUUAUGACGAGGAUAGCGUAUGGGCUAAUUAUUGUCAUAUGUGCAGCGAGUGUGAUCUUAACCUUUCCGUCAGCAUGGCAGUUUGGUGCAACAGUAUUAGCCAGUGCUAGUGUAUCGGCUUUGUUCAUUGGUAUGGCUGCUAAACCGUCAAUGGAG
This is a messenger RNA of Paraglomus occultum, 588 nucleotides long. NCBI's taxonomy places the organism in Eukaryota, Fungi, Glomeromycota, Glomeromycetes, Paraglomerales, Paraglomeraceae. The record is from the annotation of a GenBank genome assembly.